Molecule: messenger RNA, 1645 nt
Organism: Brassicogethes aeneus
Lineage: Eukaryota; Metazoa; Arthropoda; Insecta; Coleoptera; Nitidulidae
Source: the annotation of a GenBank genome assembly
UGCAAGAUUGCAUUCUAUUUUAUCGACUGGAAUUGCCAAGCAAACGUCACUUAUUUGUCAAUUUUAAGUUACAAUUUUUAACCCAAAAUGAUAUUUUCCUUGACUAGGGAUAUAUUUAAGUAGUUUUUAAGGAUAAAUUAAAAAUGGCAUGGCUUCAAAAUUUAGCUGGAAAGGCCGAGGAUUUAUUAAAUAAGGUUGAUCAAAAUGCUGCUACUGUGCUAACAAUAAGUAAAGAAAAUGAUAUAGGCUUAAGUAAUAAUUUGUCAACAAAUAAUGAAUCUAAUGUAAAUAGUAUGGAUUUAAGUAAAAGUUUGUCAAAUUUAUCACAAACUGAAGAUAUGCAGGGUGACAAUGUUGGCAUUAGUUUUAAUGUUCAAUCUGAGAAGAGUACACAUUCCAUUGAAAUAAAUCCUUCCAGCAAUAAGUCAGAAUCUUUUACUAAUUCAAUACAAGAAAGUUUUAUAUUAGCUGAAGGUUUAUAUGAAAAAAUUGCAAAAUUGGAAUUUGAAAAUCAAGAUUUAAAUCGACAACUUCUAAAUUUACAACAUUUAUAUUCUGAAUUACGUAAUAACAGAGUUAAUUUGGAGUCAAAAAUACAAAGAUUAAAUGAAGAAUUAGAUAAUACUCAAAAAGCAAAGGAGCAGUAUAAGGUUAGAGCUUACAGAAUACUACAAGAAAAAGAAAAGUUUAUUAAAGAAAAUGACAAAGAAGUAAAUGAUGAUAUAUAUGCUAAUUACAAUGAGAAUUUAAAGGAAGAAUUAAAGUUUCAACAAGACAAAAAUGCUGAGUUGGUGGAAAGAAAUAAAAAACUAACACAUGAUAUUCAGUCACUUCAAAUGCAACAUCAAAUAAUACAGAAUGGGUUGCACCAAUCAAACUUAACCUUGGAAGAAAAUUUACUAAAUGAAAAAAAAUAUAGAAAAUCAGCUGAGGAUGAUUGUGCUUUAAAAUUAAAAGAAGUGAAACAAGAUUUAUCAAAACUACAAGAGUUAUUGAGCACCAAAGACACUGAAAUAAUAAAAUUACAAACAUUGUUAAAGAAAAAGUUAACACUAAAAACAGAUAAGGAUGUUGAGAAUCAAAUAGAAUCUUUAACACAAACUUUAAUGUUAAAACAAAGUUCUCUGGAAACAGCAACUACAGAACGAAAUGCUUUAAAACUUCAAGUUGAAAAAUUGGAAAAACUUUAUAAAGAUUCACAACUGCAAAAAUCUCAAGUCAAGAUUAUUAAUGUUAAUGAUAAUGGUGAUUUAAAUGACAGACCUCAAAUACCUCAUUUUUUGAGGGCAUCUUUGUUGGAUGCUGGAGUUACAAGAAGGGUAAAGCAUGCCUAUUCAGUUGUUGAUGCUGUAAGCAUCCGAACUGGAAUUUUUUUAAGGAGAUAUCCUGUGGCUAGAGUCUGUAUCUUUUGUUAUAUGGUUUUACUUCAUAUUUGGGUCUUGAUUAUAUUGUUUUUAUAUGCUCCAAGCAAUAGAUAACUUUAUAUUCAUGUGUAUAAUUUAUUGUGAUAAUGUAUUAAAAAGUAUGGGUUUUACUUGUUUAUUUAGGAUAGAAUUUGAGUAAAAAUCUACCAAAUAUUAUAAAAUACAUAAUUUUACCCAUUAAAUGUUAACUUAUUAAAAAUAUAUUUUUUAUUAAAUUAUUA